ACAGCAAGCCAAUGAUCUUCUUCCCUCGUUUUCCACGUCUCUCUCUCUCUCUCUCUCUCUCUCUCUUCGACAACACAGGUAAGAACUCUCUCUCUCUCUCUCUCUCCUUUCAUUCCAAUGUUUUCUAAAUAUUCCGAGUAACAUAUAGAUAUAGAUAUCAUAUACAUAUGGAUUUGAACCAUAGAAAUCUGAUUGAAGACUCAACCUUGUGUGAAUCACUUUGUGAAAAAAAUGUUCCAAUCAAUUGCCCAAAAUCAUGUUCAGUUUUAUGUCCAGAAACAUGUGUAUCCUAUGAUCCAUAUUGCAUCUCUCCACCAACUUCUGUAAUCUCUUAUUCACACAAUCACCACAAAUUCUCAACUUUCUUGACCGUCACAAUUGUACUUCUCGCCGCCAGUUUCCUUGUGAUUUGUGGCUAUGUCUUCUACACAAAGUAUUACAACAAUUCGAGACGGCGAAACUCAUCACGUCAAUCUGAUCAUCGAAACCGUGAUGAUCACGAGUUUCUUGAUGAGGAACAUGGCCCUACGUUGGACCACCCGAUAUGGUAUAUUCGCACCGCCGGUCUUCAGCCGUCGAUAAUCAAUUCGAUCGCCGUUUUGAAGUACAAGAAAGGAGAAGGGCUUGUCGAAGGCACGGAUUGCUCUGUUUGCUUGAGUGAGUUUCAAGAAGAUGAGAGUCUUAGGCUUCUGCCAAAGUGUAGUCAUGCUUUUCAUAUUCCUUGUAUUGAUACUUGGCUUAGAUCGCACACCAAUUGUCCAAUGUGUCGUGCUCCGAUUGUGAUCAACUCGGUGAUCAGGACUUCUUUGCCGGAGCCGAGUAGUGUCGAUUCAGGUUCGGAGGAGGAAAUCCGGCCGGGGAAUUCGGAGAAUGAUGGCGAAAAUGACGCAGAAAUGGGGAGAGAUGAAGAAGGAAAGAGAGGAGAAAGUUCUGGUGAUAUUGAAGUUGUGUUGGAUAGGAUGUCACAGCCGAGUCGAAGAUCGUUUUCAUUGGACUGUUCAUCGGGCUGGAAGAUUAGCUCCGCUAUGUCGAAGGAAUGCGAUGGGAGUAUGGACAAGAAAAUGGAAACAGAUAACAAGUUGAGGUCUGCAAAUGGUGAGAAGAAAGUGGGUGGGAAUCAAAAGCUGCAGAGAAUGACAAGUAGUUCUUCUAAUGAAAGGUCCCUACAAAGUGGACCUGUUUCUAUGAAGAGGUCGGUUUCUUGGAGUGGGAAAUUCGUUUUGUGCAGGCAAAUAAAGAGCAGUGACUCAAUUCUUCCUCUGAGAAGCAUCUAAAGUGCGGCUAAGAUGCAAAAGAGUAUCGCAGACAUCAUCUGAUAUAAAAAACAUGCACUACCCGUAAGCGUCCUAUUGCAAUGGCUGCCAAGAUGUUCGAAAACCCGAAUCACUCGACAAAUUCUCGAAAACUCGAGACGUUACUGAAAUCAGGUUAUACAUACAAAAAAACUGUAAUAAUGUUUGUUGUUUUAUGUAAGUGAAGGUAGUAGUACAUUAGGAAAAUUAGGCUGGCCCAAAAUGGGGUUCAGCUUAUAGAAAGUGAGAGUAAUGCUGAGUAUGCCAUGAACUUGUUCUCUGAAGAGAGUCAAGCAAUUGUAAGUUAAACCUUUUCUUCUGUGGAA
This is a messenger RNA of Morus notabilis, 1618 nucleotides long. RefSeq names its product RING-H2 finger protein ATL54. The record is from RefSeq and is a predicted model, not a curated record. Bases 168 to 1274 code for a protein of 368 amino acids. The transcript has a single exon. Lineage: Eukaryota; Viridiplantae; Streptophyta; Magnoliopsida; Rosales; Moraceae. Gene Ontology annotation, biological process: protein ubiquitination.